UUCCUAAUCUGUAGUUCAGCUUCAACUUGAGGAGGAGGAACUGUUCAACUGAAAAGUUACAACCUCCACGGCUGCAUUCUUACACAUUUAUUGAAAACAGAACGUGAAAAAGUUGAAAUGAAGAAGCCUGCUCUCCUCUCUGCAGUCCUGCUGCUGCUGUUUUUUGUUGGGACAUCAGCUCAGGGUAACACUAACUUCAAAGUGCAGGUGAAUGUGUCACCCAAGAACAUUAAGACCUACAGCACUUCUACUGCUUAUAGAGGAAGCCUCUUCGGUGGACUGACGAGACUGAAAUACUCAAACCAAGGCUUCAACUUUCAGUACAUACCAAAUGAUGACUAUGGACCAUUCCUUCAGAGUGUAAAUGGUUUGGCAGGAAAUUCAUCAUACUACUGGCAACUGCUGAGUGGUAAAACCCCACUCGAUGUUGGUAUGGGAUGUUACCUUCCAACAGCAAAUGAAGUCGUCACCCUGAAAUACACGAAAAUUUAAGACCAUCUAAAGUCUUAUUGUUACUUAUGGUCAACCAAUACACUUUGAUCUUUGGCAAGUUGAGGUUAAUAAUUGACUUGUUGUGUCAUUUUUUUGCUUGGGAGUCUUCUAAUCAUAAAACGGUAGCCUAUCACUAGCUUACAUUCUUUUACUGGGUUUCUGUCAGACUUUAUGAAUUAAGAUUACAGCGUUAAUCUACAAUUCUGCCACAGUGUAGUAAUCUGGAGUAAUAGAAAACUCCAUCAGUCACAAGAGCAAUCAGUAAAACAUAUACAACACAACAACUUGAACUGUUUUUUAAUUUACUGCCUUUAUGGCAACUUUUAUUGUGUUUGAGAGCAAUUAGUAGUUCUCAACUUGCCCCUGAGUGCCAUAAUUUUACAUUCAAAUUCCAUUAUUUGAUGCUUACAAGUGGUCUCAGUUUUACUGUAAAGGGAUGGUGUGGUUAUACAGUUGACUGCCCAGAGACUGCUGGCCAGCAAAAACAGCAAGGUGGGUCAGCUGCUGACUCCAUGUCAAAAUAGCUUCUUUAUCCUGCAAAUCAAGUUAUCAACAGCUUGCAAGUCAAAAGGCUUCUGAGAUUGACUGGGCUGCUGACCUCCACCUGGAUAACAGCAGGUCUCAAGAUCAGCUGUGAAAUUAAAGCUAUUUUUGAGCUUUCUGGGGCUCCUAGAGGGGUGUGAGAGGGGCAAAAUAAGAUCAAUUUCAUUGCUGAAUAAUUUUUGUAUUAGUGCAUUUUUAUUGUUUAAUAAAAUGUUACUGAUUAUUAGUGUUAUCUUCUGCAGGCAUUAAAUAAAGCAUGUAACUUGUAGUCAAAGUAAAAUGUUUCUAGCCUUGGUUUGUUUUAUUUUUAGACAAGUUUUAUUUAAAGUGUUGUUAGCAUGUCCACCAUUAUGUAUCCUAAGACAAAGACAGAUCUAGACCAAGGGUGUCAAAAAUAAGGCCAGAGGCCAGAAACAGCCGUGAGAUUAUCAUACUAUCUUAUGCCACCUUAUCCUUCUAAUCAAAGAAUUGUUGAAUCAUUAUACAGCUAUAGGCCACAUUAUGCCUUGGAUUAAAAAUUGUGAAAUCAUUACACUGUUUUAUGAUGCAUUAUACUGCUGAGUUAUAAGAAAUGCUGUUUGUGUA
Oreochromis niloticus (Nile tilapia) is the source of this 1620-nucleotide messenger RNA. RefSeq names its product gastric intrinsic factor. The transcript is spliced from 5 exons. The record is from RefSeq and is a predicted model, not a curated record. Gene Ontology annotation, biological process: cobalamin transport. NCBI's taxonomy places the organism in Eukaryota, Metazoa, Chordata, Actinopteri, Cichliformes, Cichlidae. Gene Ontology annotation, molecular function: cobalamin binding. Bases 118 to 492 code for a protein of 124 amino acids.